GGGGGCUGACGCUAUUCGGUGCCUUUCUUACUUCUUGAAAUUUCCCGCCUUUCAACGUCUGUGAAAUAUAGUCUGUACUGUCGCUCUGACUAGUCCGUGACUACCCUUGCGUUCAACAGGCCAUUCAACAAGAUUGCAUCGGAAAGGCCACGAUCGCCUUGGGCAUUUCCUCUUUCUCCCCUAGUGUUUCUCCUCUUUGCUGCAAUUUUACGCAUCUUCUCCGGUUAGCGGCUCCCGACUAAGUAUGCGGUCGGCUGCUUAGAUCAGACCACGACUUCUCUUCCCUUUCCCUCCUCCGCUUUCCCUUCGGCUCUUUGGGGUCUCUUCCUGUACCUUUUUUACUCCCUUUUCUUUCUUUUCUUCUUUCUUCUUUUCUUGUUCUUUUCUUCUUUUCUUCUUGUUCUUCCCCCCUCUUUUUUUUUUUUUCCCCCUUGAAUCGGGAUUGAUUUACUUUCCCACGCGGAUUCCGGUCCUCCCAACGUUUAUCGACCGGUGGAAUCAGGGGGUUCUUAUCUCUUGUCCGCGUCGGCUGACGGUGUCUUUCCAUUCUUGACCCCCUCUUCAAUCUCCGCUCUUUGGACACAAACAAAGAUCCGCGAUCAUGGCGCAACUCGACACCCUCGACAUGGUCGUCUUGGUCGUCCUCCUCGUGGGCUCCGUCGCUUAUUUCAGCAAAGGAGUCUAUUGGGGGGUCCCCAAGGACCCUUAUGCGACCUCCGGCGCUGCGAUGAAUGGUGCCGCCGCCGGCGGAAAAUCACGCGACAUCAUCGAAAAGAUGGACGAAACGGGAAAAAACUGUGUGAUCUUUUACGGUUCGCAGACUGGAACGGCGGAAGACUACGCCUCCAGACUCGCCAAGGAAGGUUCGCAGCGAUUCGGCCUUAAGACCAUGGUGGCCGAUUUGGAAGACUAUGACUACGAAAACCUGGACAAGUUCCCCGAGGAUAAGGUUGCUUUCUUCGUUCUCGCCACCUAUGGUGAGGGAGAGCCGACCGACAAUGCGGUGGAAUUUUAUCAGUUCUUUACCGGUGAAGACGUCGCGUUCGAGAGUGGCGCCGCCGCCGAGGAGAAGCCUCUGUCCUCCCUCAACUUUGUCACUUUCGGUCUCGGUAACAACACCUACGAGCAUUACAACGCGAUGGUCCGUCAGGUGGAUACGGCUCUUCGGAAUCUCGGCGCCAACCGUAUUGGAACUGCGGGUGAAGGCGACGACGGCGCCGGCACAAUGGAAGAAGACUUCUUGGCCUGGAAGGAGCCCAUGUGGACCGCGCUCUCCGAGGCGAUGAACCUGCAGGAGCGCGAGGCCGUCUACGAGCCCGUGUUCAACGUCGAGGAAGAUGAGUCUCUGAGCCCCGAAGAUGACACCGUCUACCUCGGCGAGCCCACCCAGGGCCACCUUCAAGGCAACGCCAACGGUCCCUUCUCCGCCCACAACCCGUUCAUCGCCCCCAUCGUUGAGUCUACCGAGCUCUUCAACGUCAAGGAUCGUAACUGUCUGCACAUGGAAAUUAGCAUCGCCGGAAGCAACCUCACCUACCAGACUGGUGACCACAUCGCGAUUUGGCCCACCAACGCCGGCGCCGAGGUCGACCGAUUCCUGCAGGUCUUUGGUCUCGAAGGCAAGCGUCAUACCGUUGUGAACCUCAAGGGUCUCGAUGUGACCGCCAAGGUUCCCAUUCCCACGCCCACCACCUACGAUGCCGCCGUCCGCUACUACCUCGAAGUCUGUGCCCCUGUGUCUCGUCAAUUCGUGUCGACUCUCGCCGCGUUUGCCCCCGAUGAGGAGAGCAAGGCCGAGAUUGUGCGCCUGGGUAGCGACAAGGACUACUUCCACGAAAAGAUCACCAACCGGUGCUUCAACAUCGCGCAGGCUCUUCAGACCAUCACUCCCAAGCCGUUCACUGCCGUUCCGUUCUCCCUCGUCAUCGAAGGCCUCACCAAGCUGCAACCCCGUUACUACUCCAUCUCGUCCUCGUCUCUCGUGCAAAAGGAUAAGAUCAGCAUUACCGCUGUUGUCGAGUCGGUCCGCUUGCCUGGUGAAUCGCACAUCGUCAAGGGUGUGACCACCAACUACCUGUUUGCUCUGAAGCAGAAGCAGAACGGCGAUCCUUCCCCCGACACCCAUGGAUUGACCUACUCGAUCACUGGCCCCCGCAACAAGUACGAUGGUAUCCACGUCCCCGUCCACGUCCGUCACUCGAACUUCAAGCUGCCCUCCGACCCGUCGAAACCGAUCAUCAUGGUUGGUCCUGGCACCGGUGUCGCGCCCUUCCGUGGUUUCAUCCAGGAGCGCGCUGCCUUGGCCGCCAAGGGCGAAAAGGUUGGCACGACUCUGCUGUUCUUCGGGUGCCGCAAGAGCGACGAGGACUUCCUCUACCAGGACGAAUUCAAGACCUACCAAGAGCAACUCGGCGACUCGCUGAAGAUUAUCACCGCCUUCUCGCGUGAGUCAUCCCAGAAGGUGUACGUCCAGCACCGACUGCGCGAAAACUCCGAGCUCGUCAGCGACCUCCUGAAGCAAAAGGCCACGUUCUACGUCUGCGGCGACGCCGCCAACAUGGCCCGCGAAGUGAACCUGGUUCUCGGCCAGAUCAUCGCGAAGCAGCGCGGUCUCCCCGCCGAAAAGGGCGAGGAGAUGGUCAAGCACAUGCGGAGCAGCGGCAGCUACCAAGAAGACGUCUGGUCGUGAUACCACCUAUUUCAUUUCUUGGUCCCACUUCCUAACAUUAUUGUGCCACGACUUCCUUCUUUUUUUUUCACGUUUAGAUGAUGCUCGCAUAUAUACUCCGCCAAACAAUUUUUUUCUCCACGUUUUGAGCUCCAUGGCGUGAUUCUUGUAUGAUUGUGAAGUUUUUUUGACCUUUCGCACAGUCGAUUUACCCGAUGGAAAGAAUAGGAUAGAAAAGAGGUCAAUUGGCCAAGGGCUUUUUUGGAGAGAUUUGUGUGGAAUUAUCAUGCCCUGCUGGUUUGGUAGGGAGUUAUACAUAUUUAAUUGAAAUAUUUCAAUACUCAUCACUCCCUUUCUUUCAUUUCUUAAUUCUAGUUGGUUGUGUAUAAGCGUGGUAGGCGUUUCAACCCCGCGCUGUUCG
This is a messenger RNA of Aspergillus candidus, 3089 nucleotides long. It is a transcript of the gene cprA, whose product is annotated as NADPH--hemoprotein reductase cprA. The coding region runs from base 602 to 2689 and encodes 695 amino acids. Gene Ontology annotation, cellular component: cytosol. The transcript is spliced from 3 exons. The record is from RefSeq and is a predicted model, not a curated record. Gene Ontology annotation, molecular function: FMN binding; flavin adenine dinucleotide binding; NADPH-hemoprotein reductase activity. NCBI's taxonomy places the organism in Eukaryota, Fungi, Ascomycota, Eurotiomycetes, Eurotiales, Aspergillaceae.